Molecule: messenger RNA, 3290 nt
Organism: Centropristis striata (black sea bass)
Lineage: Eukaryota; Metazoa; Chordata; Actinopteri; Perciformes; Serranidae
Product: neurofilament light polypeptide
Exons: 3
Coding region: 506-2827 (773 amino acids)
Biological process (GO): neurofilament bundle assembly
Cellular component (GO): intermediate filament; cytoplasm; postsynaptic intermediate filament cytoskeleton
Molecular function (GO): structural constituent of cytoskeleton
Source: RefSeq, a predicted model, not a curated record
UUUUGUUUUGUUUUUAUUUUUUUUCAUCUGGAUCUCGACCAAUCAGAUUUCAGCACUAAUCUAUUGAAGGUUUGACUUUAAAUCAGUCUAACUGGUUAGUAAAGAGUGGACAUGUGGCAUUUAAAUGACGUCAUCUGCUAAAAGCAGUAAAGCAGGUUGGUUAUGAAACACCGGAAGGCGGAGUUAAUAACCAAUUAAACGAUCUGACACUACUACUACUACUACUACUAAUACUAAUAAUAAUAAUAAUAAUAGUAUUAAUAAUUAUUAUAAUGCACAGAGGAUACAUUUGUUUUUGGAACUGACAUCUAUAGUCAGUUGAUCACGUCACAGCUGUCUGCGACAAACCGUAGUGUAAGCUCUGAUUAGAGCAUCAGCUGAUGCUACACCUUUUCAGCACCGCGGACAGCUCCGUUCUGCAUACCGAGCAGAUGGCGACGGUUAUAAAAAGCCCGCAUGGAGCGUCUCUGCACCGGACAUUCACCACGACAGCCUGAGCCACAGCAUGGAGAACAGAUCCUUCUUUCCGCACAGAAUCACUCAGGAUGAGUGUUUACAGAACAAGCCGAAACGUGCCGCAUUAGAUAUCGGUGUCGUGUCCACGGGCAUGAAUCUGAUCAACCCGGGGACAAGAAAGUUUAAUGAGAAAGAAUUGAUGCAUGGCUUGAACGACCGUCUUGCGGGAUUCAUAGAGAAGGUGCACCAUCUGGAGUACCAGAAUCAUCUGCUGGAGAGAGAGAUUGGGGAGAUAAGAGGGAAAGCAAAACCCGCAUCUUGUCUGGAGGAGGAGUACGGACCAGAGCUGAGGAAACUGAGGCAGCUGGUUCAGGACAUCACUCAUCAGAAGCAUCAGAUUGAAAUCGAGCAUCAGAAUUUGGAGGAAGAGCUGUCCAACUUAAGAGGACAGCACGAGCAGGAGGCGCGCAGCAGAUCAGACGCAGAGAGCAACAUUGUGGUCCUCAAGAGGGACAUCAAUGACGCGUAUCAGGCUAAACUACAGCUGGACAAGAAAGCGCAGGCUCUGGUGGAUGAAAUCCACUUUCUGAAGAAGAACCAUGAGGCCGAAGUGUCAGAGAUGUUCGACCACAUCCAGGGUGCGCAGGUGACUGUCAAGACGCAUGAAUUUGGCAACCCUGGCGUCACUGCGGCACUCCGGGACAUCAGGGCGCAACUGGAAGGUCAUGCAUUGUCCGACGUCCAUCAGAUGGGAGAAACUUUCCGAUCUCAGUUUGCAAGAUUAACGGAGGCAGCCGAGAGCAAGAGAGAGGCGUUAAAAGCGACCCAGCAAGAGAUUCAGGAGUACAGGAGGCGCCUGCAGGCCAAGAACAUCGAACUGGACUGCGCUAAAGGCACCAGGGAAGCGCUGGAGAGGCAACUUCAUGACGUCGAGGAUCGCCACAAGGAAGAGAUGAUUCAUUACCAGAACACAAUCAAGGAACUUGAAAAUGAGCUCAUAAAUUGCAAAUUUGACAUGUCUGGCUACCUGCGGGAAUACCAGGACCUGUUAAAUGUGAAGAUGGCUUUGGAUGUGGAGAUACUGUCUUACAGGAAGCUUCUCUGCGGUGAGGAGGCCCGGCUAUCCACAAUGUCAGACAGCCACAUCUCCCUGCCCUACAUCUACCACCAGUCCCCCAUCUACACCUUGCCCUGCCUCAGUCGACCGGGAGGCCCGCACAGACGAGCUGAGCCCCAGUACAAGUUUGUUGAGGAGAUCAUUACGGAGACAACCAGGGAAAUUGAGAUGUCAGAAUUUGAGGAGACAGGAUCGGAGGGGACGGAGGUGGAAAAAGACAAGCAUGAGUAUAACAAAAGAGAUAGAGGGAGCAGUGAGGAAGAGAACGAUAAUAAAGACGGUCGAGAGGAAGAAGGUGAGCAGAUCUGUGACGCUGAGCAGAAUCAAGUAGCAUCAAAUAUAGUGAAUGGAGGUGAUGAUGGAAGUCCAAGUGAGGUGGAUGAUGAGGAAACAGGUCAAUGUAAAGAAGAGUCAGAGGAGACUGAAGCAGUGGACAAUGAAGGCGACAGGAUAGAUACAAAUAAUCAAAGUAAUGUUUUAUUAAGUGAGGAGGAAGAAAAUGAGCAACAUGAAAAAGUAGAGAAAGAAGCUGCAGUGACGACGGUAACAGUUCAGAAAGAUUUCUCUUUAAAGCCAGAGGUCCCUGCGGAGGAGGACGGACCUCUAAAGAAAUCUGAUGAUGGUAAAAAGGGAAAUGCUGAGAAAGCUAGUUUAACCUCAGCUCAAACCGAGAAGCCUGUUGACGAGGCCUCGGCCCAAAUGUCCAAAGAAUCAGACAAAACCCAAGAGCUAAGCAGUGUUCAAGUACAAGAUAAGGUUCCCACUUCAGCAACAUCUGAGAAAGCUGCAGACUUUAAAGAAGAGGGAGAGAACACACUGUCCACACAGAGAGAAAAGCUUUCAGGAAAGGCUCAAGAAUCUUUAAGUACAACACCAAACAGUGAGGCAAAAGAGAACCACCAUACAGAGCCAAAGGGAAUCAGUGAAUCUGGAGCUGCAAAAGGUGAGGACAAAGUAGCAAAAGGCAUUCAGGAUGCUCAACAUGGUAGCAAUAACAGUCAAGAUAAAGAAGCUGAAGUGAAAAGUCUUCCCAUAGUAGAGGAUCAGAAGCCAAACAGUGGGGAACAAACCCAAACAGUCCAAACUGGGUUGCCAAGGGAGAUGCCAGCUGUCAAGGCAGAAAUCAAAGAGUUGCAACAGGGGGCACCGGAAGGAAGCCAGGUCCAGGAACCAAAGCUGUCUGAAGUUUCUGAGAAAGUAAAGGAUCUUCAAGGUAAAACUGAGAAGGUGGAGAGUAGCAAGUCAGAAAAGUAAGAGGAAAGAGAACAUCAGCCAAGGAUAAAAGACAUUUCCAGCUUAAAUUUAAAAAGACAGCAGCUGACAGGCAAAUAUCAGGGAUAGUGAAGCUGAAAAUAGAGAAUGGCUUAACUAAUGCACAUGCAAAUAAAAGGUAAAAGCUGAGCCAAGCAAAGAAAAGGAAGCUGAAAUUUCUCCACAGAAUGACCAUUUUAAAGGAAGACAGAGCAUGAUACGUUUGUUUGCUCCAGCUUUGCCUUGACCUUUAAAUGUGAUGCAUUCAAAUAUUUUGACUCACCACCUACUGUUAUCAUGAAUGUAAAAGAUGCAAAGUUACAUUUGAAAUUGUGUAUCUAUUUGCUUUGAUGUGCUGUCAAAUAAAUGCAAUACCCCGAAAAAAAACGCCUCUUUUUGCCAACCACCUUGUCAAAUGUUAAUGUGGAUAAAAUUUGUUUAUACAAUGAACGACUCAGUAAGUGUG